UGUAACAGCCCCUCUUCUGACGCCGCAACUCACUUCGUAUGGAAACGACCCGACGCCUCUCUGGGUCUCUUGCUCGGUUUCUUCUUAGGGAACUCUGUCAGCAUCUUCGUCUUGGCUCAGCUCAGCCCGCCUUAUCACAACCUAGCUUAGAAGCACAGUGAUCCCACAUCAAUCGGAUCACACCUUCGACAAAGUCCUUCCCACCCUUCUUUGAUCUACCCUCUUUUUUUCCCUUUUUUCUCUCUUCUUCUUCUUUUCCGUUUCCCUAAUUCCUUAUGAAUUCACUGAACAACCUGAAUUCCCGUUUAAGAGGCCUAGGAUUAGGUAAACGGAAAUCCACCGCCAGUAUCCCCUCAAGUACGCCUGAACCACAACGGCCUGCGACCUCGACCCCGACCUCAACCCCUCCACCGCAAAUAACGCAGCAGUUCCCACAAGCCCAGGCCCAAGCCCAACCCCAUCCUUAUCCUGGUCCCGCCGCCCCCUCUAUAACAGCUUCGUCCUCCCAGACGAGCCUCCCGAUAAUGAACCAUCCCGGCGCUGGACCACGUCCACCCAGCUAUAAUACUACAAAUUUCCAACCUGGUCCUCAACCUCCUGUUGGCCGCACAAGCCCUUUAACAAACGGACCAGCUCGCACACCGCCGUCGCAAAUGGUUGGCGGCCCCCCUCCCAUCAAUACCGGUGCUCCUGUCUCCGGCUACCCUCCUCAGAUGCACGUCCCCCCGGGCUCGCAACCUCCCCCAGGAGUUGCUGGUGGUCCUCCUGGCUACGCUGGUUACCCGCCACCUGCUCCCGCUCCUCAACCGACCAACGCUAUGCAGUCCUAUGGUAGGCCGGCUGCUGAAGUCGAAGGGAACAGCAGAAGUAAGGCACAGUUGAUCGUCGGAAUUGACUUCGGUACGACAUUCUCUGGCGUUGCUUUUGCGUUUGCGACAAAUAACGAGGCGAAGGAGGAUAUCAUCACAGAAUGGCCUGGUGCUGGAUCAUACACGAAGCAAAAGAUACCUACUGUUCUUUACUACGACCAAUAUCAAAAGGUUGUUGGAUGGGGCCCAGAUAUUGCUGAUGCCCUGGCACCUACAGGAUACCCGAAACCCGGUGUCCAAAAGGUCGAAUGGUUCAAACUCCAGCUUAUGCUGUCAGGUAACACCUACAUCGACCCCAUUAACCUUCCGCCACUACCUCCCGGAAAGUCGGAAAUCGAUGUAGCCGCAGACUACCUGUUUAAACUGCGGCAAGCUAUGCGCACGGCGCUACAGAAGACAUUAGGUGAGGUGUUCAAUCGAGAGGAACGAAAUAUUCGCUACUACCUGACUGUGCCGGCUAUUUGGAACGAUGCCGGCAAAGCUGCUACGCGAGCUGCUGCUAUCCAGGCCGGCUUCCUCAGGGACGAGAACGACAACAGAUUGACGCUUGUUAGCGAGCCCGAGGCCGCGUCGCUUUUCUGCGCCAAGACUGGCUUGCUUAAUUUGAAGGUUCACGACGCUAUAUUGAUUGUCGAUUGCGGUGGUGGUACUGUUGAUUUGAUUGCAUAUGAAGUCGAAGAUGAGAAUCCAUUCACAGUCGCGGAAUGCACGGCGGGUUCUGGUGACUCUUGUGGUUCCACUGCCCUCAACAGGAAUUUCAGUAACAUUCUACGCACUAAGAUCCGAAAGAUGAAGUUACCAGACGGAUCUAAGACGGCCGGUCGUGUGUACGCCAAAUGUAUUAUGGAUUUUGAGAACAGAAUCAAGGCCGAUUUCAGGAAUAACGGCCAAAAGUGGGCUGUUGAUGUUGGUAUUGAGGCUGAGUUCCCAGAGGCCGGUAUUGAAGAAGGUUACAUGACUUUUACUAACGAGGAAAUCCUUCAAUGUUUCGAGCCCGUCGUAAACCGGAUUUUGGAGCUCGUACGAAACCAAAUCAUCGCCAUCCAAGCUCAAAAUAGGACUCUACAAAACAUUUUGGUCGUUGGCGGUUUCGGUGCUUCCGAAUACCUCUUCCAACAGAUCAAACUACAUGUCCCUCCCCAGUUCCAGUCCAAGGUUGUGCGACCUAUGGACUCUGUGGCCGCCAUUGUUAAGGGAGCCGUCACCGCAGGCAUUACCGAGCGAGUUAUCACGCACCGUGUAGCUCGUCGCCAUUAUCUUAUGGCAACUCUGCAACCCUUCAAGGAGGGCUACCAUCCCGAAGCAUAUCGUGUGCCAUCUCUAGACGGCAAAGACAGAUGCAAGUUCACCCGGCAGAUUUUUGUGCAAAAGGGCCAGAAAGUCAAGAUCGGCGAGCCAGUUAAGGUAUCAUUUUUCCGACAAGUGGCCCCGGGUGCUACGCUUAUGUACGAAGACAUCCUAUACGCUUGCGACGAGGAUGUCUGCCCUGAGUACACCAAAGAUCCUCGUAUAAAGGAAGUAGUUACUCUCACAUCCGACCUGUCACGCAAGAACCUCGAAAAAGAUUUCGAGCGUAUGGACACGCCGCAGGGUACAUUUUACCGAGUUUAUUUCGACAUCUAUCUCACUCUGGACGGCUCGGAAUUCAGUGCUGAACUGGUCUGUCAAGGAGAGGUUAUGGGCCGCUGCAGAUCUAGAUUCAGGUAGAAGGGCGGAGAUGCAUGGAUGGCGUGGAAUUUGUGGUUGGCGUCCUUUUUACUAAUGUCUUUGUUUACCGCGUUGCUUUUACUAGCUUUCACAUGAUACCUCGUUAAGAAGAGAGCAACAACGUACUUGGACUAAUAGGUGAUCUAGCGAUACGGAAAGGAAGGAAAGAUCUCUUCUCUUUGCGAGCUAUCAUCACUUACGGAAAUUCCUUUUCUAGAAAUUUAAACUAGCGACAUGGGUGGCUAUUUGAAUAGUUGGCAGACGGGCAGAUGCAUGGUUGCACGAGCAAGAGAUCUUUCCAUGCCUCUGAUUACCCGUAUACAGAUAAUUUAAGAACCUAACACAAAUAUUGCGGCCGCGAUGGUAAAAUACUGGUUCUGAUGUGAAAUAUUACGUACUGAUAUACCCGGGCACUUGUAGUCCCAUGUAAAUAACCUCAUGAUUGGCUGUUGAUGGAUGGUAUACCUAAUAAGGUUGGACUAGCCUCUUGCAAUAUACUACCUAAUGUACAAGU
Molecule: messenger RNA, 3090 nt
Organism: Daldinia vernicosa
Lineage: Eukaryota; Fungi; Ascomycota; Sordariomycetes; Xylariales; Hypoxylaceae
Product: actin-like ATPase domain-containing protein
Exons: 4
Coding region: 276-2576 (766 amino acids)
Molecular function (GO): ATP-dependent protein folding chaperone; ATP binding
Source: RefSeq, a predicted model, not a curated record